UCCUGAGCCAGCUCUGACUUGCCGGGUGAAUAUAGACUCAUUGCAACAAGUGAACGGAGACUGGAGACCUUCUGCUGAGAUGGCAGGGAUGCUUAACUACUACUUCCUCAUCUGGGCUGUAAUAAUGAGGAUCUCUGGCAGGCACCUGGCACCGAAAGGAGCCUCUUCCGCCUUCCACCUGCAGUGCUUAGUGCUUUAUCCAAAGUGCAUGUCAUGCCAUUGGACUCCACAGGAUGGUGCUGCAUCCAAUACAACAUUCCACCUCAGAUAUAAGAUGAGGGGAAUAACAGAAGCCGAAGAAUGCAAAGACUAUGUCACCAGUGGCCCCAACUCCUGCUAUUUCAGCCGCACCAACCUGUGCCUGUACUUGACCUAUGAAAUCUGGGUGGAAGCUGGGAACCAGAUGUCAGAGAAGCUGAUUGUUAACACUGAAGACAUUGCUAAAACUGAACCACCAGAGGGCCUGAAGGCCACUGGAUUUGGCACCCACCUAUCCUUAGAAUGGGGGUACCCACCUGGCGUGGCAGCCUCCUAUUUCCCACUGGUGUUUGAGCUUCAGUACCAAGAACAGGGGAGUGGCGAAUGGGAGCAAGAACCUGAUGUGGGUGAGCAGACCAGCUACUCUGUUUAUGGUAUGAAGCCAGACACCGUGUACAUCCUGGCGGUCCGCUGCAAGAACUCGGAUGGGAAAGGCUUUUGGAGUGACUGGAGCACCCCAGUUAUAGUCAGUUCUGGCCAAGCCACAGCACAACCAGUGCAAGGUGAAGCACAGUGAAACAGAAGGUUCACCACACAAGGCAAUGGUUCAUCUAGCCCAGCAUGCUGCCUCUGGAAGAGACCUACAGCCAGUGCUUUGUUAACAGCAUCACAAUAGACAGGGCAUGUGAAUAUCGGGUCCCAAGAGCAGAUUUUUUUGGUGCUUCAUUUUGUAAAAACAUUUUGUACUGCUUCUUACUAAAU
Messenger RNA from Mauremys mutica (yellowpond turtle), 960 nucleotides. RefSeq names its product cytokine receptor-like factor 1. NCBI's taxonomy places the organism in Eukaryota, Metazoa, Chordata, Testudines, Geoemydidae. Bases 80 to 775 code for a protein of 231 amino acids. The record is from RefSeq and is a predicted model, not a curated record. Gene Ontology annotation, molecular function: cytokine receptor activity; protein binding. Gene Ontology annotation, cellular component: external side of plasma membrane. The transcript is spliced from 6 exons. Gene Ontology annotation, biological process: cytokine-mediated signaling pathway; immunoglobulin mediated immune response.